AAGCAAGUUAGAUUAUGUGACAUAACUUCAUAUGAAUCCAAGGCUUCAACUGUGUCAGCAAUUGCAAAACAAUGCAUUACUACAACAUAUCUCCAUCAAUGUGAUAUUGCAUGUUUAACGCCAUGCACACUAAAACAGACAGUUGCUGGGAAAUUGUGGAUAUGUUUCAGUUGCAACUCCAAGAUACUCAGUGGUAAGGUUCCCCAGGAGAGUGCUGUGAACAAUAUGGCAUUGGAUCCAAUUCCUGACGAAUUAGGCACACUGAACUCAUUAGAACAACACCUGUGCGCAUUGAAUAUUCCCUUUAUGCGACUUGUGGCAUUGCCGCGAGGUUCUCAGAAUUCUGUCCAUGGGCCGGUGACUUGCGUUCCAUCAAACAGCGAUGUAGUCACUUCGGUUCUCCCAAGGCUAGAAAAUCAAGAUUUAAUGAUCCGAAUAAAACUGAAAAGAAAACUUACUUAUAAGGGGCAUUAUCAGUAUCAAUAUGUGCACACUCAAAAAAUCCAAAAUGCGAUAGCAUGUUUAAAGGACAUGAAUAAAUGGUAUAAGGACAUAGACUUUAACGCAGAAUGGGAAAAUCCCUUGCCAGAAGAUGCAUGUUCUGUUUUGAAAGAAUGCAACCCAGUUAAUGACACUCCAUCUGCACCUGAAAGCAGUGACAUUACAACUCAAUCAGACCAGGUGUCGGAUGAUGAAGAAGCUGACCACAUAUAUGAAACUCAAACACACGGGUUACUCUUGGACACAUGUUUGCAACCAAUUGAUAUCGCACAAGAAAUAUUUGAUCAGCAUUUCGAAAGUGUUUUAUCAAUAGCUCCAGCUGAAGGCAACAGUCCUGUUAGGCUGCUGACAGAUAAGGGCAAUGAAGCAAAAUGUUUUCCUACUCUUUUCCCCAAAGGGACAGGUACAUUCCAUGAUGCACGGCCCCACAGGCUCACUCUCAGUAGAUACAUCAACACACGAAUCCUAAAUGCUGAUGGGAGGUUUAGCAGCAACUUGGACUACAUUUUCUAUGCUCAAUAUUUAUCUGAGGUCAAUCAGGUUGUUUCCAAGGUGUCCAUAGCACUGAGAAAAGGUUACCAUGCAGGGGAAUCAUUGGCUAUAACUUCCGCCAUGCUUUCAAACAAAGACUAUGUACAAAAUGUCUUAAAAACCGAUCUCGGUUACAAGUUCCUUCAACCGAUCCGAGGGACUCCAGUUUUUUGGCAAGGUGUACAGAAAAAUCUAUUUGCUAUGGUUCGUCAGCUUGGUGUCCCUACUUGGUUCUGUUCAUUUUCAUGUGCUGAUUUACGCUGGACUGAACUCAUCGAUGUUUUCAUGAGACUACAGAAAAUACAGGGAAAUGUCAACGACCUGGACUGGUCACAGAGGUGCAAUUUACUCAAAACUAAUCCGGUUACCGCGGCAAGAAUGUUCCAACACAGGUUUCAGACUUUCCUAAAUGACGUCAUCAAGUCACCAGCUAACCCCAUUGGUAAAGUUAUCGACACAUUUUUUAGAGUUGAAUUCCAACAACGCGGCUCACCCCAUACUCAUUGUCUGUUCUGGGUAGAAAAUGCACCGAAAAUAGGCAGAAACACAGACCAAGAAGUCACACAAUUUAUUGAUAAAUACAUCAGUUGUGAACUCCCGCCAGCAACCGACGCAUUGCAUGAAGUUGUUUCCAGCGUUCAAAAACACAGCUCCAAGCACUCAAAGAGUUGUAGGAAAAAAGGCACAACAUGCAGAUUUAACUUUCCACGUCCUCCAAGCAACCACACCUUUCUUUGUAGAAGUAAAACAGACGAGAACCAGGAGGUAACAGACGCUGAUCCGAUAGACGUCUCUAUAUUAGAAAUGCGAAAAGAAAAAGAGGUGGCUAAAAGUGUCAUGACAAGGGUCAAACAUGCUCUUUCAAGUCCAGACCUAACCUUGACACUGGAUCAGCUAUUUGCUUCCGUUAACAUCACCCAGGAGAUGUUUGAAAAUGCCUACCGAUUGACAACCAAUAAAAACGCGGUUGUACACAAACGCAACCCAUCAGAUGUUUACGUUAAUCAAUACAACAAAGACCUUUUGCGUUGCUGGGAUGCCAACAUGGACAUACAAUAUGUCUGCGAUGCUUUUGCUUGUGUAGUAUACAUAAUAUCCUACAUCUCAAAAGCCGAACAAGACAUGGGCUUAUUGCUACAACAUACUCAAAAUGAAAUGAAAAAACAUGGAAAUUUAGAUGCAAAACAAACACUCAAUAAGUUGGGAAGUGUCUUUCUCCACAAUCACGAGGUCUCAGCUCAAGAAAGUGUUUAUCGAGUUACAAACAUGCAUCUCAACGAAUGCUCAAGACUGAUCACAUUUAUCCCUACUGGUGAAAAUACCGUCAGAAUGAGUUAUCCUCUCAGUGUCAUUCAAAGCAAAGCAGAACAGGGUGACACAUCAACAGAAUCAAUAUGGAUGACGAGCAUAACGGACCGCUACAAAAACCGCCCCCAGGGCGCAAUUUUCAAUGAUAUUUGUAUAGCCACAUUUGUUUCAAAAUACAGAGUUUUGUACGGGAAAGAGCAGCACAGCAAUGGCUCUGUUAAACUGGAAAAUAACACUGGCUUUGUUAAGAUGAGAACUAGGGGAUCUGAUGCUGUUGCUAGAUAUGCUCGUUUCUCACAAACCAAAUAUCCAGAAAAACACUACCAAAGUUUGCUACAAUUGUUUUUGCCUCAUUAUUCAACAGAUGAGUUAAAACCUCCACCGUACAACAGUUAUGAGCAGUUUUACAGGACCGGUUCCAUCACUAACAGCAGCAAUACAACGCAAAGUGUUAAGGAAGUUGUAGAUUUCAACAGAUCCCUGUUUGAAGUAGAUGCAGAUGAGCUCGACAGAUGCCAAGAGGUUGCAGGGCACCACGGGGCUCACGACGAGGCAUGGGCAGACCUUUGCCCUGAAUCUGAGUUGGAGCGAUUAGAAUGUCAGGAGGAGAUGUCUAACAACAACGACACAAAUCAAAAUGAAAGAGAAGCCAUACCGGACUUGCAGUCAGACACAAAGGCAACACUGUCUAAAGAAUUUCCCACACACUCGAUACAAAGAGCUGAAGGUCUGUCCAUUAUGCGCACGUUAAACGAACAACAGACUCAAAUUUUUUACAAAAUCCGCGCAUGGUGCCUUGACAAAGUCAAUGGCAAAAACCCUGACCCGUUUCGCGUAUUCAUUUCAGGGGGAGCAGGCACAGGAAAGUCCCACCUGAUUAAAGCUGUGUACUACGAGUCAUGCAGACUCUUUGCAAGAAUGUCCAUUAAUCCAGACGACACUCAUGUUUUGCUAGCUGCUCCUACAGGAGUAGCAGCAUAUAAUAUCAACGGAAGCACAAUACACAGCACCUUUGCUAUUACUACCACUGCCAAACUGCCAUAUCAACCUCUAGGAGAUGAAAGAAUCAAUUCGUUGAGAGCCACCAUGAAAGACUUACAAAUACUCAUUUUGGACGAGGUGAGUAUGGUUGAUCAUAAAAUCCUGACGUAUGUCCAUGGCAGACUACGACAAAUAAAGCAACAAGGAGAUUAUGCAUUGUUUGGGAAUGUAUCAAUCAUGGCAGUUGGUGACUUCUUCCAGCUCGGCCCUGUAAAGGGAACACCUCUUUACCACGAGCAAUUGGUUACCGAUCUGUGGAACAAUCAUUUCACUCACAUUGAGUUGACAAAGAUAAUGCGACAAAAAAACAAAGAGUUUGCUGAAACAUUAAAUCGUCUUAGAAAACACAGAAAAGGAAACAAUCUUUACCAGCGAGAUGAAGUCUUGCUAAGACAACGCGAGACCGGCGAGGGGGAACUGACACAGGACCUUCACAUUUUCCCCAGAAACGAUGAAGUGGCAGCCCAUAACAUCGCCAUGUUACACAAGACGUGUACGGAUUUGGUGCAAAUUAAAGCUCAAGAUACUCAGAGAAACCCUACCACAGGACAAGUAACAAGAAAAAAUAAUCCAAAAAUUGAUAGUCAGACAUGCUUAAGCAGAACGUUAAUCGUUGGUCCAUCAGCUCGCGUAAUGCUCAUCAAAAAUAUAGAUCUGUCAGAUGGAUUGGUCAAUGGUGUAUUCGGUACCAUUUGCAAAAUCACCUUUGAAGGGAACGUUCAGUUUCCCAAAACCAUUUUGGUUAACUUUGACAAUGACGCAAUCGGCAGGAAACUGAGGAGUAGGUCUAUAUGCUUUGAGCCUCAAUUUCAACAAGCAACACCCAUAGAUGCUGUGGAAGACAAAGUAAUGACUGGUGGAUCUAGACGCCAAUUCCCGUUACGCCUAGCAUGGGCCUGUACCAUACACAAAGUUCAAGGUUUAACUUUAGAAAGAGCUGUAGUGUCCCUUAAAAGGAUAUUUGCAGCUGGCCAAGCAUAUGUAGCAUUAAGCCGAGUAACGUGUGAGGAAAACCUUAUCAUUCAAGACUACGCAGCCAAAGCCUUCUAUUCGAAACCAGACAUCGACAUUUCCCUGCAAAAAAUGGAACCAUUCAUUGCAACUCCACCAGCAGAAAUUACUUCAACCCUCAAAAUAUGCCUCCACAACAUUCAAGGUCUAUGUCAACACAUGGAAGACCUUAAACAUGACCAGAGAAUCUUGAGUGCUGACAUCAUUUGCGUGACAGAAACAUGGCUGGAACAAAACACCUCAGUCGAUUCCAUUGAAAUGCCAGGUUGGACUUUUAAUCACAAACUCCGGUCCCAAUCCUACCAUAACAUGACCCAAUUCCAAGACUUGGUAAACAAACGGCACGGUGGAGUGGGCUACUACCACAAAGACCACAUCACUUGUAACAUUAUACACAUGCCAUGCAGUGACUUGGAAGCCAUCAUGUUUAAUGUUCAGCCUUUGAAUUACAAUUACAUUGUGCUGUACAAACCGCCAUCAUAUAAACUCGCCUUAUUCAAACAAAAUCUCGCUUUGGUAAUGCAACACUUUAACCAACUUUCAGGAGGAAAGGUAAUUAUGGGUGACUUCAACGACAAUGCCCUUGUUUCUAAAUCUGCAGAAAAUUUCAUGCAACAGCAAGGUUACACCCAAAUUGUCUCUUCGCCAACAACCGAAAACGACACGACAAUUGAUCACGUAUACAUUCGUGACAUUAAUCCCACUGAUAUCAAAGUUCAAAUUCUGUCCACCUACUACUCCGAUCAUGAGUGCCUCUGUUUAGAUUUCCUCCUGUAA
Messenger RNA from Gadus morhua (Atlantic cod), 5169 nucleotides. RefSeq lists its product as uncharacterized. NCBI's taxonomy places the organism in Eukaryota, Metazoa, Chordata, Actinopteri, Gadiformes, Gadidae. Gene Ontology annotation, molecular function: ATP hydrolysis activity; DNA helicase activity. The record is from RefSeq and is a predicted model, not a curated record. Gene Ontology annotation, biological process: telomere maintenance; DNA repair.